UUUCUUUUUUUCACCUCCUUUUUAUUGAUAAUUUCUCUCGAAUUCUUGGCUCUCCAAUUUUCCAAUUACCCGUCGAUUAUUUCGCACGCUAGCCGCGGUCGAGCACGCCGGCGCCGGCGGUAUAAUUCCCCGGGGUUCUCUUUUCUACUCGCCAGAUCGGCUAAAUCGCCAUCAGGAGUUAGGGGUAGUUUGAUUUGGUUUGUUGCGACCAGAGGCGUGUCGAAAAGAGGAAAAAAAAGAAGAAAAAGUGAUGCCUGGGUCCUCCAGAUGAGAAUUGAUGUUAUUGACAGCAGGAGGAGGGUUUUUCUCUUCUUCAGCGUCCGGGUAUAGCAAUGGCUUGGCCCUUCUGCUCUUGGGUCAGAAGCACGAGGACAAGUCCAUGAGAGUUUCGCCGUGGAACCAUUACCAGUUGGUAGACCGAGAACCCGAUCCUGACCUCCAACUGGCUUCCACCAAGAACAGGCUUCCCCGCGGGUGCGCCUCUUUUGUCUGCUUUCGUGGCACUUCCGCAGGGCUCGACACACCAUCACAUUUGAAAGUUGGCCCUGUUCAACAACAGGAUGUCUUGCCAGGCUCUGUUGAUGCAAAUAAGAGUAAUGAUCAAACAAAUGAGGUUGACAAUGCCAAUAGCAAUGUAAGAAAGGUUGUUUUGAAAAGUAGUUUGAAGAAGCAAUUAAGAAGUGCUCAAGUUUCUCUUGAGGAUGUUAAUGAUUGUGGGGCAUCAGGGGAAAAGGAUGGCGAUAACCCAAGUCAUACAGAACAAAGAAAGGUGCAGUGGACUGAUUCUUAUGGUAGCGAGCUUGCCGAAAUCAGGGAAUUUGAGCCCAGUGAAACAAGUGAUUCUGAAGAUGAAUUCAGUAAUGGAGUCGAAAAAACUUGUGCAUGUACAAUUAUGUAGUUGGGUUAUUAUUUCAAGCUCUAAUGAUGCCAUCAAGUAAAAUUGCUAGCUAAUCCACCUUAAUAUUUGUUUUGGAAAUGCUGAGUUGAUUUGUGGGCCAAGAAGAAGGAAGUUCUUUUCGUUGUCUAUGAUUUUACAUUGAGAAUGGAAUGCAACCAAUUGAGAGGCUUUCUUUGUUGGUCAUCUUAGCUGGACUCAUCUUGUCUCUAUAUUAUAUAUUUAAUUUGAUAU
Molecule: messenger RNA, 1129 nt
Organism: Hibiscus syriacus
Lineage: Eukaryota; Viridiplantae; Streptophyta; Magnoliopsida; Malvales; Malvaceae
Exons: 3
Coding region: 278-898 (206 amino acids)
Source: RefSeq, a predicted model, not a curated record